AUGCUAAACAGUGGUUUAGCAUGUAGGAGAACGUUAUUUGAGAGAACUCUUCUCUUUGUCUCAGCGGUCGUCCUCUUGGCCGAAUCUUCCCGUGCUUUGCAGGACGAGGGGCCUGCAAAGGGGAAGUUUUUCCUGAAGAGUUACAGUACCACCACCUUCACUAUGCUCAGCACCUUCACAACCGUCGUUCCUUUCCAGUGCUUCUUCACCUCCGACGGCGUAGAGGACUGCCAGGGGCGCAAACUGCGUCGUUUGCGCAAACUGUCUAUUGACGUCGACGAGGUGGUUGACUCCAGUCUGACCUCCAGCAAAGGCGAAAUCAAAGGCGACGUGGAGCAGGAGGCAGAUGCUAAUCCGAGCGAGAGGGUUUUCUUCACGCUGUGGAGGACGAGCACCUCCACGGCCACUGUCACCACCACCUCCACCAACUCUUCCAUCACCAUUUCGGCCUCCGCCUACUGCACCUUUUCCGGGUUCACUGGGCCGCUCUGCUAACGCCUCGCGCGACCUGUGAGGACAACCUGACCUGACCUGGACAGCCUUUUUGGCGAUAAAGCUGAUGGAUAAUGUGAUCAGAAACGGAGAUACGACGACUAUAUAGGGAAAUAAUUCUCUUUAAUUCUCUACAAAGUUCUAUUAUAUAAAAAGGUGAAAUAGUGUGUGUAUAUGUAUUAUAUUUGACCCAUAUAUUAAAAUAUUUUGCUUGUAGUGUAACCGAGUUCAUUUCUUUGUACAAACACCUCUCGGACCGAAAUAGAAAAAAGAAGAAGAAGAAGAAAAAAAAAAAAAAAAUACGGCGUGCUUGCAUAUCAUGUGAAGAUGGACGAACAUUGAGAUUUAUUGGAAAUGAGACAAUAGUUUCGAAAUCCAUCUGGAUUUAGGUCAUUAGGCCCUCUUGCGUCCUGACUGGCCCAGUAUCUCACUCUCCUUCUUGGCAUUUUCUCUUCUGAUCACCUUUGCCACUCUCAGGACUUCUCCUGUAUCCAUCAGCCUCGUCAAUGACAACCAGCUUGGAUGUCGACUCUGGUCAGCAAUGUCCCGCUUGAUGACGCCCUCGUUUUCCUUCAGAAUUCGCUCCUCCCCGAGGAUCUUCGUCUCCCUCUGCCCACCAACGUCUUCCUCCAACUGAGUCGAGUGUUUGUGAAGUCUAUUCCUUAUCCUUUGAGAGUCGCUUCAACUCCUAGCCGUUCGGUGUUGCCAUGGGCUCUCCUUUAUCUCUAGUUCUGGCAGAUCUGUUCAUGGAAUAUUUUGUCUUCCAUUUCCCUUCGCCGGCGUCUCUGCGCUCUGGCAUUAUGACCCUACCCUGUUCUCGGAUUUCUUGAUGGAGCUAAACUCCCUCUCUCUCCCCCUUGAUCCGUGUAAAGGUGGAGAGGGAGCUUGGCAACACGGAAACCAUAAUUCAUUGUUCCUUCUCUGUGUAAUGGGAACCUUUUUUAUACAUCUGGAAAUAAUUUCGAUGUAAACAUAGAGUAAAUAGCAUUUACUCUAAAAUGUAGACUAUAACAAAGAGUGAUUGGUAGAAUAUAAAUAAUAAAUGUAUCAGUCUGUUUUUGAAAUAAUAUAAACCAUAUCAUUUUUUUAUCUGUAUAGUGGGAUAUUUAUAAAAACGAUAGCAUGGAAUUGUUUGUUUAUCGAAAAGGUAACACCUAUGGAGGUAAAGUGGCAUUUCCCCUUUCUUUCAACACAAGUAUCAAUUAUAGUUGCAUAUUUCUUGAAACAUAUAUGUGUUUCAUGCUUUAAAUAUUUAUGUAUAUCAGCUGAAUCAAAUAAAAAGCUCAGCAAAAUUACU
This is a messenger RNA of Penaeus vannamei (Pacific white shrimp), 1789 nucleotides long. RefSeq lists its product as uncharacterized. The record is from RefSeq and is a predicted model, not a curated record. Lineage: Eukaryota; Metazoa; Arthropoda; Malacostraca; Decapoda; Penaeidae.